This is a messenger RNA of Thelazia callipaeda (thelaziosis nematode), 1263 nucleotides long. NCBI's taxonomy places the organism in Eukaryota, Metazoa, Nematoda, Chromadorea, Rhabditida, Thelaziidae. The record is from the annotation of a GenBank genome assembly.
AUGCCAUUCUCCGCUAGUGAGGAUUCAACAGAAAAUGGAUUAAAUGCUUUCAAAUGGCUCAUCCACCCCUUUGGCAUGAAAAAAUUUUUCAAAAUGGUAUUCCAGAAGAAAGAACUGCAUGUUUGUCAUAAUAAUUUGAAGUACUACGGCAAUUUAUUCAGUACUACAAAAUUUAUCGAUAUUUUACAAAUGGAGUACAUUGAAUACGGCACCAAUGUGAAUGUGGCCGUCUACAAAGAUCAGAAGCGAUAUACAUUAAAUGGUGUAGGGAAAGUGUAUCCUUACUCCAUAAAGAACAGUCUCCUGGAUGGCCAUUCAAUACAGUUUACGAAUCCUCAGAGUUUUUGUGAUAGUAUUUGGUAUUACUGUGAUUUGUUACAAGAGGUAUUUGGUUCCUUUGUGGGAGCGAAUACUUAUUUGACUCCGCCAAAUUCGGCAGGUUUUGCUCCUCAUUGGGAUGAUAUCGAUGCUUUUCUGCUUCAGCUUGAAGGGCGGAAAUAUUGGAAGAUAUAUAAACCUGUAGAGGAAGAUGAAAUGCUUCCAAGAGUCCCUAGUGAUAAUUUUACGGAUGAUGAUAUGACUGAUCGUACACUUGUUUUUGAUGGAUGGUUAGAACAAGGAGACUUAUUGUACAUUCCACGAGGUUUCAUUCAUCAGGGUUUUGCCGAUGAAAGUAUUCAUUCCUUACAUCUAACCAUCAGCGUUGGUCGGAAUAUUACUUAUGCUGACCUUCUGGAGGAAAUUGUUCCUCCUGCCAUAUCAAUCUUUGCUAAUAAGCAAGUGGAUAUUCGCAAAUCCUUGCCACUUCGUUAUUUGGAUAUGACUGGUGUAUUAGAUUGUAAUUAUGUGAUUGGAGCUGAAGCUGUUAGUUCAAAUUUUUGCAACUUUUUAAAAAAUUUGAACGAAACGGCUGUUGAUAUAAUGGCUAGAGAAUUCAUGAGAACAGCCCUGCCACCUAUGCUUACAACUGGUAAUUUAGCAUCUGUAGUUGUGCAAUAUUUUCAUUUUUUUUUCAGUUGUUUGACAUUACUUAUUUAUGAAUCAGAAGAACGUUGUUUCAUAGUACAUCGCAUGGCUAAUUCAAGAGUAUAUGAAGGAAGACCUGAAUUUGUUGGUGGCUUUGUCAGUUUAUUGAAUUCCUAUCCUAAAUGGUGUUCAAUAUCAGAUUUGAAGUGUGAUACAGCAGCUGAUAACAUCGAAUUAGCAGAACUUCUCUUCAGCAAUGGACUGAUUAUGGCCAAAUUUGGAAAAACUGUUUGGUGA